CUGAGGGUGACAGGCAGCUCCGCUGGUGUGUGUCCCGGGCCUACUACCUGUAGUUAGCCACACAAGUGACCACUAAAGACGAUAGUGGAGAGUAAAGUCAGAGUUUUAUUUUGAGUCAGUGGAAAUUCUUCAUUUGAACGUCAAGUGGCGGGACUUUCGCGAUAACGUUAGCCCGUAGUCCUUCUUCCGCGAGGCCUUUGUUCAACAAGUUAGCAAACUAACCAGAUGUGAGCCGUGAACUUUCCAGACCAAAGCUCGCUAACAAAUCUGUGGGCCGGGUAAUGCAUUGAGGCAGCAAUGGAGACCACGGGCAGUGCCACUGAAGGCGACCCUCUGAAGAGGGGAGAGGACGGGGCAGAGACGGGAACAGUGUCAUCAGCAUCAGAGCUGAAGAAGAAGAAGAGUUGUAAGGAAGUCUUGGGUUUUUCCAAACUGACCCAUUGGCGAACUGCAGUCUUCUUCUUCUCCUUGUUCCUCUGCCUCACCAUAGUGUUUGCCUUCUCAUUCAUCAUCCCCUGUCCCGUCAGACCACAGUAUCUCGUUAGCUGGAACAAGACUUUCUCUGAAGCAGCGACCUAUGACUUCCUAGCUAUUGAAGAUGCGAGCAAAGACAAGGUGAUGGAUGUCCUGUUUGUCAUCAAAAACACAGAAGUCAGUCUAAACAAGACAUGUACUGACGCAGGUCUUUCCUCGCCAUGUGUGUUUGUGUUGGCAGUGGAUGGGACCGAUGGACAGACCCUGUGGGAGCGCCCGCUGGCCCCCGAGUUCCACUGGGCCCAGUGUGGUCUGGAUGAGGAGACAGGCAGAACCUGGGACUGUCUGCUGUCCCAUUCUGACAAACUCACAGCUGUCGACAAAUACUCUGGUGAGAUCAUGUGGCAGCAGCCUCAGCCCCCCGGUCUGAACGGCACCGUGCCUGUUCUCAUUGUCCCAGAUCUGGAUGGGGACAAGGUCAGCGAUGUGGCUCUGGUGGCAUAUGACAACACGCAGACUCAGCUGGCAUUCCUCUCAGGGAACACAGGCGUCCAGAUAGGCUCUACGGUUGUUCUCGACUCCACAGAGACGGCCAAUCACCUUCUCCAUCGCACGAAGGAAGGUUCUUACUAUGUGCUACUGCAAAAAGACACGGGCGUGUAUGGACUGGCACUGUGGAAGAUUGCUGCCAAGGCUAAAGCAGGGAUGGAGGUGGGCCUCAAGAAGGACAAACGCUGGGAGAAGAAUGCCAGCGCAGCAUCUGGCCUCGUGCCCGUCUACGAAUCUGAUUCAGUGAGACAAGUGCUAAGAAUAGGAGUAACAGGUGGUACACCCGACCUGCUGCUGGUGACAGGAAACGAGGUGGCGGUAGUUGAUGGAAAACAUUUGCAGCUACUGUGGAGAUUCAAUACGAGCUCAAUCCUCAGUGAGCCCUCCUUUGGCCACUUUAACAAAGACGACGUCCUCGAUGUUGUGGUCGAGGAGGAUAUCGGCAACAACACAAAGAGGGUAAUGAUUCUUGAUGGGAAGUCCGGUGGUGUGCUGUGGGAAGUCAGCCUUUUGGCCAGUCCUAACUCGCCGAGACCCGCCGCGAUACACACCACCAACUCCUUCUCAGUCUUUAUGUUUUGGGGCAUGCUGCCCUCAGUGACCAACUCAUCUGAACCAUUUGCAAGUGAUCGACAUUCUUACUUGCUCCACCCUCUCUAUUCUAAAGUCCUCCUGCAGUCGACCAAUGUCAUGGACCACAUCAUAACAUUUAAAGCCACUCUGUUGGAGAAUGGACGCCAUGCUGCCUACAUCCUGCUGACAGGUCCUGGCACGGAGGGAGCUGAAGGCACCGUGGUCCUCAGCAAGCGAAAGCUGAAGCAGGACGUCCCAGACAGCAAAGUGCGCCCUAUUGGUCCCGGCGGAAGUACAGAGACCGAUGAAGUCAUCAGAGAGGCCUUCAGUCGUCUCCGCUUCAGCGAUUGGUGAAAGGACCAACUGUAAAAUGUAGAGUGUGUCCUCAGUGUUGAAACCAUUUCGGCACAGCUGACUUUAUGGUGGCUUAAUUAAAAAAACAAAGUGUGUACACUAGCUAUGACUUUCAAACUGCUGACAACCAAAAAAAUCCUUUUGUGUUGAGAGACUUGGGUCGACUUGAUUUGACAGAGCUCUUCCAUUAAUCUCCAUUGGACAAACUUGGCAUUAUAUGUUUUCAGACUUGACUGCAUCCACACUAUCACGAGUUUGAUCCGACAAUCGCACAGCAUGUCUGCUCCUCUCCUGCUGAUAAAUCCAUCAACAGUUCCUGCCAUGCACUACUGUUUCUAGCACUUUCAUGCAUUAAUGCAAAGCUCUUUUUUUUAAUUGCAGAGGCUGGAUUAUUAUUUGAAUCUAUGCACCUUUAUCAUAUUGGGCUUUGAAAGCAGCAGGUGGUAGUUCAAAGUGUAUUUUAAAUGAUGGCAGCCUAAAAGGCACAAUCGUAGGGCUUUUCUCUUGGUAUCUUUCCUAAAACUUGUGCAGUACAACAGACAGAUGUAUGCUGAAACUUGAAAUAUGACAGAAACCCCACCAACCUUACACUAUGUGGUUACAUUUUCUGUUUGUAGUCAAUGGCACUGUCGAUAAUCAAGAUGUGUGUCCUUAACGUUUUUAAUCCAAGAUGCUGUACCUAGUGAUGCUCUUGAAUGCACACUGACUUAACCUUUGAGGCACUCAAUGCUGUGUCUCAAAGGUUCUCAUAAUAUUGAGUUACUGCUGUGGGUUUUGUGUCAGUGAUGUGUUUUAGUUUUAGUUAAAAUGAGCUUCCUGUUUUUGCUGUACAUUAGUGUAUUGAACCUGUGGGCCUUUUGUCAGAGCUCACGUUUCUCUCUCUGGCUCUGUUUUCGUUUGAGCAAUAUUAAACUAUUUAAAAAUAA
This is a messenger RNA of Anarrhichthys ocellatus (wolf-eel), 2876 nucleotides long. RefSeq names its product family with sequence similarity 234 member A (gene fam234a). The record is from RefSeq and is a predicted model, not a curated record. Bases 298 to 1950 code for a protein of 550 amino acids. The transcript has 12 exons. NCBI's taxonomy places the organism in Eukaryota, Metazoa, Chordata, Actinopteri, Perciformes, Anarhichadidae. Gene Ontology annotation, molecular function: protein binding.